UUAUGCACACACAGAGGUCAAGAAACUCCCUUACGUAAAUUCUCCUCAAAGCAACAACCACUCUCUGUGUUCUUCUUCCUCUCAAAACACACUACCAGACCAUCACUUCUUCUUCUUUAUUAUACUCAUCAUCAACAAAUUCUCUGGUUCUCAAGAAUUCAAGAAAAUAAAAAAAACCAUGUCUUCUUCAACAAAACAUUUUUCUUCAUAUUAUCUUCAUCUUGUUCUGUUUACAGUUUUUUUCUUUACAACUCCAUCAUCUUCCUCCAUCGAAUCCUUCAUUUUCGGCGGAUGUUCACAGCAAAAAUACACCUCCGGUUCACCUUACGAGUUCAACGUAAACUCGCUGCUCACUUCUUUAGUCAACUCAGCCACCUUCACAACUUACAACAAUUUCACAGUCCAAAGCCCUUCUUCUUCUCAAGACACCAUCUACGGCCUCUUCCAAUGCCGCGGAGACCUCUCUAAUAACGACUGUGCUCGCUGUGUUGCAGCCGCCGUGACUCAGCUCGGGUCUCUCUGCCUCGACUCAAACGGUGGCGCGUUACAGCUUGACGGGUGUUUUAUUAAGUAUGAUAACGUGAAAUUCUUAGGUGUUGAAGACAAGACUGUUGUGUUGAAGAAAUGUGGACCGUCGAUUGGGUAUAAUUCUGAUGCGUUGACUCGGCGUGACGCGGUGUUGGGUUAUUUAGGAGCGAGUGAUGGGUCCUAUAAACCGUAUAGAGUGGCUGGGUCCGGUGAUGUUUCUGGUGUGGCGCAGUGUGUACAAGAUUUGAGUUCAAGUGAGUGUACGGAUUGCUUAUCGGAGGGUGUUGAUCGGAUUAAGACGGAUUGUGGGGCAGCUGCUUCGGGUGAUAUGUUCUUGGCUAAAUGCUACGUGCGAUUCUCUGAGCGUGGAGUUCACUCUCACGGUGGAGAUGGUAACAACAAUGAUGAUGAGAUUGAGAAGACAUUAGCAAUAUUAAUUGGACUUAUUGCUGGGGUUGCACUACUCAUUGUAUUCCUUUCUUUCUUGAGAAAAGUGUGCGAAAAAGGAAAAGGUGGUAAAUGAUAGAAAUUCUUAUGGACAUAUGAGGAAUUGAUUCUCCAUCUCCUUAUUGUGCUAUGGUAAUUUGGUUAGCAAAUGGUGGCCAUUUUGCUUCACUUUACCUUUUCUUUUUUUUGAAGAACUCAAAAGGGUGUGGAUAGAAAGAUUGUUAAUGGAAAGGGGUUAUCUUGACACUAGUGAUAAACAAAGUUGCAAUAAGGUGAAAAAGUCCAAAGAUUCCUCACUUUUCUUCCUAGUUCCUAUUAUACACCCACUACAAAUCUUUUAGCAAUAUAUGUUAGCCCUUUGUUCAAUUGUUUCUAAUUAUUUGUAUAAAAUAGUCCUUUUUUUGUUGAUGUUUAGUUAGUGUGACAUUUUGUUGGGUGUUAUUAGAUCAUUAAAGUUUGAUUUUCCUCAAAAAAAAUUAGGUGAUAUGUUAAUUUUUAUGUCAAAUUCAAUGUUUCAAAAGUUACUUUUCCAUUUAUAACAAAUUCUAGCUACUUGUCUCCA
Messenger RNA from Mercurialis annua (annual mercury), 1537 nucleotides. Its product is annotated as plasmodesmata-located protein 6. The transcript is spliced from 3 exons. Lineage: Eukaryota; Viridiplantae; Streptophyta; Magnoliopsida; Malpighiales; Euphorbiaceae. Bases 179 to 1051 code for a protein of 290 amino acids. The record is from RefSeq and is a predicted model, not a curated record. Gene Ontology annotation, cellular component: plasmodesma.